Messenger RNA from Spodoptera frugiperda (fall armyworm), 5929 nucleotides. Its product is annotated as progestin and adipoQ receptor family member 4. Lineage: Eukaryota; Metazoa; Arthropoda; Insecta; Lepidoptera; Noctuidae. The record is from RefSeq and is a predicted model, not a curated record. The coding region runs from base 305 to 1327 and encodes 340 amino acids. Gene Ontology annotation, cellular component: membrane. Gene Ontology annotation, molecular function: signaling receptor activity. The transcript has 6 exons.
CGAGAUGAGCAGCCGGGGUGUGCGGCGCGCCCGGCCAGUCGCGCGCGCUGCGCCCGCCCUCCGAGCCCACGACCCGCCGCGAGUCGCCGCGCCGCCGCGGCCCGCUCUUCCACCAGAGAAUAACAGAAAACUGGCACCGCCGGCGUCCACGGACACCCCACGCUCCACACUAAUGCUGUAACUGUGAUAUUUGUACAAAACUCCGCGCUCCGCCACUCAGCCGACGCUGGACCAUGCGGGUACACAACGUGAGGAACGGAUCCGUGCCCCAGCCUCCCGCGACACGCGCUGCCACGCUGCGGAGAUGAGGGACGGUCAGAGUGUACCUGAUACAUGUACAAAAAUGUUCGAUAUGUCAAUUCAAGAAGUGAACGGGAAAGGACCUAAAAAGAGGAAAAAGUCGUUAGAGCGUAUCUGUGAUAAUGAGGAGCGUGGGGCUGAAGUGGCCGGGGAGAGUGCGCCGGAGGAGAAGCGGGCCGGCGCCAGCAAGGGCGAGGAGUCGGGCGGCGUGCAGCUGCUGCACUGGCGGGACAUGCCGCAGCACCUGCAGUUCAACCCGUACGUGCUCACCGGCUACCGCCCGCUGCAGAGCUGGGCCGGCUGCGUCGGCAGCCUCUUCUACUUCCACAACGAGACCAUCAACAUCCUCACGCAUGGAGUGUCCCUCGUGUACAUACUGGCGGUGCUGCCAGGGUUGCUCCCCUGGCGGAGCGGGCCCGGUGCCUGGUUCCUAUCGAUGUGCCACCUCCUCGGCGCGCUGGCUCCCUGGUGCGGCUCCUUCCUCUACCACCUCUUCAUGAACCACACGCGCGGGGAACAGCUGUACCAUCGACUGCUGCAGCUGGAUAUGCUUGGCAUAUGGGUCAGUCAGAGCAUAGGAGCGAUCCCGAUGGUGACAGCGACAGUGUACUGUGCGCCUGCGCCGCUACGGUACCUCGCACUCGCAGUCUACAGCCUCGGCAGUCUCAUCGGCCUCUAUAAGGCAAUGCGCGCAUGGUCUCCAUGGGAGCGACGGCUAUGUUUCGCCGCUCCGUUCUGCAUGCGCGUGCUGCUGGCCGGCGCGCGCGCAGCCCGGCUCGGCGGCGGCGAUCCGCACGCUAUACUGCACGUCUUUUUGCAGGAUGCAGUAUCCCUGGGUGGCGGUGUGAUCGGCGCCAUGCAUAUACCGGAGAAGUGGUUCCCGGGCACGGUGGACCGCUGCCUCAACUCGCACAACAUCAUGCACGUGCUCGUCGUGCUCGCCGUCUACUCCAUGCACCAGGUGACAACGCGCGACAUAGAAUGGAUGUCGCGCGUCGACUGCCGCGCGCCGCUGCGCACUCUCUGACGCUCAGCGCACGCCUCGCCACAUCAACUCGCGUCCUUUGCCGCGCCAACCCGCGUCCACACAUCGCCUCCGUCUACUCAACUUUACUCACUUCUACUCAACUCACGCACCUUUACUUAAGGCUUCCUAACUCGCUGUUCGGACUUGGACAACUAUAAUUCUAGAACCGUAAGACCAAAGGAGUCAACUAUUGAUUGAUUGCUCGACAACUUAAGAUAUCCUUUACUCACUUUUGUUAUUGGAAAAUUAAUCAAGGAUUAUAGAGUGAAUAUUUACAACUAAAACACUGACAAAAGUGAACAGGUACAUUUAUAAACUGCUAAAUAUUAGCGCCUAUAUUUAAUAAUCUACGAUGUGACAUCGAUCCCGGCCUUUAACAAAAUUAACGCCCGAUUUUUUUCAUUUCAACUUACUUGUACACAACUUGGCUCGAAACAAAUAAUUAGGAAGUCUUAAAAUCUCGUAAGUUACAAAGUAAUACGGUUUUUAUUGGAUAAAAGUCAGUCUUCCGAACUUGCGUUAAGGUCGAGUUUAGAAAGAUAAAGUAUUAAGCGUGGUCCUCCAAAUACGUCUUCGAGAAACAAAAACAAGUUAUUUUCCAUGAAGGGAAAUUGUUCCAGAAGCACGUUAGUUUUAGAACCUUGGACAUCUGACAAGACGAUUAGAUGCCAAAAUAAGAUGUGCAAGAAAUCUUCCUAUUAAUAUAGUUAUCAUUUGGUCUUAUGGAAUCGGCUGUAGCUUAGUCAAUAAUGUAGUACCUAAUUAUGAUGACACUGAUGACGUUGCGCUGGACAUACGUCGGACAUUCGACUGCUAACAUAUCUACACCUGCUAUAUUGACGAUGCUCACACAAUAAAUGAAACAUUUGUAGGAGAAUUCUCUAAUUUCUACUUAUCUGAUGACAACUAAACAAAUAGGGAUGGACUGCAAUAGUAAACAGAUGAUAUUUUUGCCUAAUUAACAACGUAGGUGAACACAAACGACAAACAAUACUCCAGUCUAUCUGGCUACUACUGUAGAACAUUAUGUUAAUGUUUUAUUGUUAACAGAUUUAUGAAGGAAGCAUUAUCAUUUGUUAUAGUUAACAGCGCGUCCAACCUUUGUUAAAUCUUCACGCUUCGAAGUAUUUUUUAAAGAAACGAUACAUACUUAAUAUCGCGUAUUUUGUAUCACAGUCAGAUUCUGAUCUCACUACAAAGAGGAUAUAUUGCAAUCAAAACAGUUUGUAAUUUCCAAAGUGCCUUCUCGGAGAGUAAAAUAUGGCAGUUGCAACAUGUUUUACUGAUCGAUCCGAAAGUUAAUUAAGCCAUGCAGUCUUAUGUCAUCGUCUUGCACAAUGGGGCUUCUAGAUCGGACCAUAUGGCAAUUUUAAAGUGAGACAGACCACACGUAAAAUUUUAACCAUACAAAAGGCCCCGGUCUACCAAAAGUAAAGCAUCUGACUGUCUUACAAAAUAACGGAAAAGCAAUCGUCUUAUAAACAGCUUGGAUAGCAGAAUGAACUCGUACUCGUUAGUUGACAAUAUUGCGGCCUACACAUAAUAUAGUAUUAAAUUAAAACGAGACGUCGUUGCGAUUGGAGACGGAGAGUACCCUUCUAAUGUACCACAAGAUGGACGAUGGAAUAAACCAUUUAACAAUAACUAGGUAACUACACUAGAUCAGUUAUUAAUAGUUAUAAUAAUUAGUGCGAUAAGUUAUCGAAAGUAACAGUUAUUUUAAUGAAACGAACACUUCAACAAUCUUAGUAAGCUUACGAGAAUAGUUAAAUUAUUAUAUUGGAUUAUAAACACGUUUUUUAUAGAAUAGGUUUAAGGAGUUGGAUUUGCAUACUCGCUUUUGAAUUCGCGAAGAUUGUGACUUUGCUGAGAGGUAGACGAGACAGGAUAGGGUUGCUGAGAGUGGGAUGUACCUAUACUAGCUUAGAAAUAUUAUUUUUAUAAUUCCUCCACCUGCUUAGUUCUCAUUGAGAAGUAGCCACCUUCACAUUAAACUGUUUAACUCCUGCUGCAGUCAAUACUCACGGUACUCUAGCGCGGUUUGCCAACGUUACGAGUAACCCAUUCCACUCUCAGUUACCCCCACACCGUUCUUUCAAUCUAAAUCUAUUUUUUAUGUAUUUCUAACAAAAUUCUACUUACCUAUAAUAAAUAUUUAUAAUUCAAAAUAUUUAACUAACUUCUUUUCGUCCUUGCAAUGUAAAUGUGAAAAUAAUUGCGCAUUGAAUAAUUGCCAAAAAUGUGAUCGAGACUUAGCGGAAUUUUAUAGUAAAAUUAUACUAUUAUAAUUGUAUAGGUAAUUUUGUCAAACUUGUGAUUACUGCUUUUGGGUUUAGAAAUAUUAAAAAUGUGUCGUGGACGCCAGUAACGUCUUAAACUGCAGUUUAAAGUUGAUAUUUAACAUUAUUGUUUUAAAUAUUUGACAAUCAAUGUGGCUAACCGCUUAUGUCAAUGUUUUAAACAUUUCGUCAAUUUAUUUGUUAAAACAUAUCAAAUUAGGAAAAUCUAAUUAUUCCUAAAAAGUCCUGAAACAAGAAAACAAUUGCUGCUUUAUUGAAAUUAUAUCACAUUCCUAAGAACCUUGAAACCAAAGAAUGCAUUUAAUUUGUUCUGAGGUUAACUAAAACGGUUCUGUCCGACUAUUAAGUUAAACAUACCUAAUUGGCUACACAUUUAAUAAAUAUAUCAGAUACUAAUUAACCAUAACUGUACUUUAGUUAUUGUUACAUUUUAUUGGACAGAACUAAUCACGUUUGUUACUAACGAGUAUUUAGUAAUGAAUCGUUAUUUGUUGAAAACAUUAUAAAUAAAUAAAUCAAAAACUAAAUUUCUGUUGAAGAUAAAAAUUGAGUUUAGAAUACAGAAAUUUGUAAAUAGCUAGUUGUUAUUUUGAAUUAUUAGUCCCUUCGAUAUGAAAAACCUGAAAGUAAUAAUUGGACGAAACUAAAUAUUGUCUUUUGCUGAAUCUUGUCAUAGAGGUAACUCUGCUAAAUAUUAGUAUCUCCUUCAUCUCGUCCCUGACUAUGUACGUAUAUUGAGUUGUAUGGUUACUAGUGAACUCCUGUACCUAUCGGUGACCAAUUGUUGCUAUAUUUUUAUAUUCUCGGUGUUGUGUGCUUUGCCGCUUGUAUACAAAGGCAUCGCGAGUGAAGUUGAGAUGUAUUCUCUUACACGACCUCUCUUAGUCAGUUUGAUAGUUUAAUGACCUAGAGUAACGUAGCGACAGUAGUUAGGUAGUUUACGAGCAAUAAAUACACGACAAUUGUUACGAAGUUUGACAAAAGUAGUCGAGUAAAUGUUCCGCACGAAACGAAUGCAAACAAUUUUACACAAUAAUUUAUUGUUGAUGAAAAUUUUUAACGCAUCUUUUUGAUGGCUUUAAUGUUCUACUUUUGUCAAAGUUCUUUGUUCUAAUUAAUUAUUUACUAAACGAAGUAGUGUUUUAGACGAAACGAAGUGUACUUGAGGUUUUUUACUAGUGGUUGUCAACGAGACACUCCCGAUGUCUCCUGAGCGUGUCCGAAUGGCGCCGGGCGGUGGUUCCGUCGCGCGACGUGCACCCUCGACAGACACACGUAACCUGCCACGUUUUGCAACCAAAUAUAAUCAGUACUUUAAUUUAUAUUUUUGGAGUACGAUAUUUCAACUAGGCACAUAUUUACAAUAUCACAAAUUUUAUUUUUCUGUGAAAUUACACCACAAAAGGAUAAAAGAGUAGAAAACUACACAAAUAUUUUUAAAUGAAAUGAUUUAUACGACUUCUACACUCCAUUGACAUAGACCCGGGAAUAACUCUGCAAAACAACUGAUUUGCUGAUUGAUUCAAUGUUAUUCAAAAAUAUUAAAUUAUUGGAAAAUGGAGUGUAUAGUCGUAUAACAGAGACGUUAUUUUGUCUUAGCAAUCCAAUUAGUUUGUUGAAUAUUUGACAAGUUAAUAUUAAGUACUUGUAUGAUUUGUAACUGUUUACUUGCCUAAGUAUCAAUUAUUUACAUGAAAUCAUUGGAAUCACGUUUUAUGAAUAGUUAUUUAGGCGAGUUACGGCGGCAGCCGUUGAAAUAACUAUUUAAGGAUUAAUUAGGUGUACACUGUGAGUAAUGGAGGCUGUGCUAGGAGGUGACAGUCGGAGAUAGUUGCACGUAGCUUUCCGAGGGCUAGGGAGUCGGAGUGACUGGGAGGAGAAGCUUUACAUCCGUAGCUCCGCGAGUGAACGCUCGUCACCCUGUGUUAUUGUUUAUAAAUAAAUAAUUUAGUAAACUAAAGACGCAAUAAUUUAUCACCCUCUUAAUUAAGUUAUUGAAUAAUUUUGUAGUCGUACCUCUAGAGACGUUGGACAUUCCUGAUUUUGUAGGAAACUAAGGAAAUAAUCUCACGUUAAUUUGUAAGAGUUCGUCUGUAGGUGAUAAUAAUGAGCAAUAUGACAGUAUUUAAUACUACAUAACAUAAUGAUUACGAUUGGUUACGAGGUUACUUUGUGACAACAGACGUUGCGCGUAAUUGCACUUAUCUUGGAAUUAUUCAUAGUAAUUGAUUAUAUUAUAUUAUUGAUCAAAAUUCUCAAGCUGUAGACGUUGAAGAGAUUAUUAAAGUUUAUUUGAAUUCAA